AUGGCUGAGCAGCUGACAGAGGAACAGAUUGCUGAGUUUAAAGAGGCAUUCAGUCUUUUUGAUAAAGAUGGGGACGGAACAAUUACUACAAAAGAGCUGGGCACUGUCAUGCGAUCAUUGGGGCAGAACCCAACAGAAGCUGAGUUACAAGACAUGAUCAACGAAGUUGAUGCAGAUGGAAAUGGCACCAUUGACUUCCCUGAGUUCUUGACUAUGAUGGCGCGCAAGAUGAAGGACACGGACACGGCCUCUGAACUCCAAGAGGCAUUUAAAGUGUUCGACAAGGACGGCAAUGGGUUCAUCUCGGCUGCGGAGUUACGACAUGUGAUGACCAACCUGGGGGAGAAGUUGACGGACGAGGAGGUCGAUGAGAUGAUCCGGGAGGCAGAUAUCGAUGGAGAUGGGAUGGUGAAUUAUGAAGAAUUCGCCAAAAUGAUGCUAAGUAAAUAG
Candidula unifasciata is the source of this 450-nucleotide messenger RNA. The record is from the annotation of a GenBank genome assembly. NCBI's taxonomy places the organism in Eukaryota, Metazoa, Mollusca, Gastropoda, Stylommatophora, Geomitridae.